Messenger RNA from Candidozyma duobushaemuli, 657 nucleotides. RefSeq lists its product as uncharacterized. Bases 1 to 657 code for a protein of 218 amino acids. The transcript has a single exon. NCBI's taxonomy places the organism in Eukaryota, Fungi, Ascomycota, Pichiomycetes, Serinales, Metschnikowiaceae. The record is from RefSeq and is a predicted model, not a curated record.
AUGCUGCUGAUGGCACCUGAAGUAGCUACAUUUAGUGAUGUUACGCUUCUGAUGCUCUCGCAACAUGGAAUCGUCAAAGUCAAAGAUGACCAAUCCAUGAUCAUAUCCGAGUAUUUGAUGGAAAUCAUGUCUCUGGAAAACCUCGAGGAAAGUUUACCUUACGACGCAACACUCCUGAAGGACUCCCUCGGUACUACCAAGUUUAUCCAGACAUGUUUCCAAGACAGUAUCGUCAAAAAGGAAGAAACCACCUGGGAACCUAUCGAAGGGUGCAUCGACAAUACCCUUUCAGAUACUACAACUACAAUUAGUCGGACAGUCGAGGGAAAGAUCUCAAAUAAGAUUGGUCCAUCGCUCACUCUAUCUGCUGUAGGAUUGAGCUUGGGGUUCGAUCCUAGAAUCAGUUCCAGCCAUUCCUUCCAACUGAAAUUCAGCUGUGACGUCGACGCCAGACAAAAAAUGCAAGUUUUUCUGAAACACAGCAAGGUGACAAUUCUGAAUGUCAAGCAGAGACGCUUUUCGGCUGCUGCAUUGUGGAAAAGACCAUUCAAGCUGUUUGAGAUGAGUGAAUGGGAGGAUUUGGACGAUGAGCACAGCACAUACUAUACAAGCUCCUCCAGGGCCUGUGUAACAAAUCCAAAGAUUUUACAAUGUUGA